This is a messenger RNA of Erythranthe guttata (spotted monkey flower), 1829 nucleotides long. Its product is annotated as shaggy-related protein kinase eta. Lineage: Eukaryota; Viridiplantae; Streptophyta; Magnoliopsida; Lamiales; Phrymaceae. Gene Ontology annotation, cellular component: cytoplasm; nucleus. Gene Ontology annotation, biological process: cell differentiation; brassinosteroid mediated signaling pathway; peptidyl-threonine phosphorylation. The record is from RefSeq and is a predicted model, not a curated record. Gene Ontology annotation, molecular function: protein serine/threonine kinase activity; ATP binding.
UAAAAAAAAAAAUAAAGUAUUAAAUACAGAGAGGAGAGAGAAAGAAGAGAGAGGAGAGAGAAACAGAAGAAAAGCACAUGGCGUCGUUGCCGCUGGGACCUCAGCAGCAUCACCAUAAUCCACCACCCGACCAUCUUCAUCAUCUUCAUCAUCAUAAUGCUCUUGACCAAGCUCCACAUCCUUCAGCUGCCGUGAAGCCCCCCGCCGCCGCCGCCGCCGCAGCACCGCACAGUAUGGACACUGAUAAGGAGAUGGCAGCAUCUGUGGUUGAGGGAAACGAUCCACUCACUGGUCAUAUUAUAUCCACUACUAUUGGCGGCAAAAACGGAGAGCCCAAACGGACGAUUAGUUACAUGGCAGAGCGUGUUGUGGGUACAGGAUCAUUUGGAAUAGUUUUUCAGGCAAAAUGCUUGGAAACAGGAGAGACAGUGGCUAUAAAGAAGGUUUUGCAGGACAGGCGGUAUAAAAACCGUGAGCUGCAGUUAAUGCGUUUGAUGGAUCAUCCGAAUGUGAUUUCUCUGAAGCACUGCUUCUUCUCUACAACAACAAGAGACGAGCUUUUCCUUAAUUUGGUUAUGGACUAUGUACCCGAGACUAUGUACAAGGUCCUUAAGCAUUAUACCAAUUCAAAUCAAAGGAUGCCACUCAUAUAUGUCAAACUUUACACCUAUCAGUUAUUUAGGGGGCUUGCAUAUAUGCACACGGUUGCUGGAGUGUCCCAUAGGGAUAUAAAACCUCAAAAUAUUUUGGUUGAUCCUCUUACACAUCAGGUCAAGAUUUGUGAUUUUGGAAGUGCUAAAGUUCUUGUAAAGGGUGAAGCUAAUAUAUCCUACAUUUGCUCUCGUUACUAUCGUGCUCCAGAACUUAUAUUCGGUGCAACUGAAUAUACAACCUCAAUUGAUAUUUGGUCAGCUGGUUGUGUCCUUGCCGAGCUACUUCUUGGACAGCCUCUCUUCCCAGGAGAAAAUGCAGUUGAUCAACUUGUAGAGAUUAUCAAGGUUUUGGGUACCCCGACUAGAGAAGAAAUCCGGUGCAUGAAUCCAAAUUAUAGUGAUUUCAGAUUUCCCCAGAUUAAAGCCCAUCCAUGGCAUAAGGUUUUUCAUAAGAGGAUGCCUCCAGAGGCCAUUGAUCUUGCGUCACGGUUACUUCACUACUCACCAAAUCUUCGCUGCACAGCUCUAGAAGCAUGCGCACAUCCUUUCUUUGAUGAGCUUCGCGAGCCGAAUGCGCGCCUUCCAAAUGGCCGCCCUUUCCCUCCUCUUUUCAACUUUAAGCAGGAAUUGAACGGAAGUUAUCCAGAGCUGAUGAACAAGUUGAUACCCGAACAUAUCCGAAGGCAAGCUGGUCUCACUUUUCCUUUUCCCCAUCCUGCUGCCGGGACUUGAUUUAUCACUUUAUCGAAUAUCGAAUUUGUGUAGCCAAUUAAAAAAGGCUAUAACAAAGAUGUGUAUGCACAUAGUGGCUUGGCUUGUUCCCCCCUCCCCCCUUUUUUCUUUCGGUUGUUGUUAACAGCAAAAGUUGGCGUGUGUGUACAUCUAUUUCAUCGUACCUGAACAAAGUUUCAUCGCUUCUGUACAUCUGUUUUUGGUUGAAACGCGCAAAAAAAAGAAAAGGAUUCCGAUAUGUGUAGGUACGUGCUAAUGUCAUGGUGAACCUCUUAAACAGCAUAGCAGCAGGAUUUCAGUUUUUCUUUUCACUUUCCUUUUUGUGUUUUUGUAUCACUACUUGUUUCUAUGUUAUCUAGUACUGUAUUUGGAAUACCAUCCAUUCAAGUUGUAAUGUGUAUCCUAUUAUUAUUAUUAUUAUUAUUAUUAUUAUUAUUAUUAUUA